ACGGAAGGUUCCAACGCCCGGUCCCAAAUAUUUUCUCAAACAUUGCGAUGCAUUGAAAUAUCAAUAUUCAGUCACCUCGCCGUAUAUCGUCUGUCGGAACUCGAGCCAAAGAGUUCACGUUUUCGGAAACAGAAAUGGACGGGAAUCACUCGGAUAUCGCUGUGGAUUCCGUCCAAGACUCCGACUCCGCUUAUGGAGAUGACUCUGGGUCAGAGUACACAUCGCUGAAGAGCAGCAUUACCAAUUACCGUUAUGAAAAUGGUAGACGUUACCAUGCGUUUCAUGCUGGGGCCUACUGGGGUCCUAAUGACGAAAAGGCAAUAGACCACUUAGAUAUCGGGCAUCAUGUCUUUUCGGUUAUGCUGCAUGGAAAGCUCUAUUUAGCUCCUAUUCCAGAGAAUCCUCAACGCGUCCUUGAUGUGGGAACUGGAACUGGGAUAUGGGCAAUCGAAUUCGCCGACCUUCAUCCGUCCGCUUCAGUCAUAGGGACCGAUCUGUCGCCAAUUCAGCCAAGGUUCGUCCCGCCAAAUGUGGCAUUUGAAAUCGACGACUGCUGCGACGAAUGGGUUUACAAAAACCCGUUCGACUUCAUCCACGUGCGAGGACUGUACGGAUGCGUCGCCGACUGGGACAAGUUCUACAAGGAAGCGUACAGAAACCUCAAACCGGGUGGCUACAUCGAACAGCUGGAGCAGUCGGUAUACCUCAAGUCCGAUGAUGGCACUGUCGAGAAGACAAUAUUUGAAAAAUGGGGCCAAGUAUCCCUUGAAGCUGGCGAUGCGUUUGGAAAGACGCUACGAAUCGUCGACGAAUCCCGUCAGGGAAUGAUCGACGCCGGCUUUGUGGACGUCGUUGAGAAUCGUUUCAAGGUGCCCCUGGGGCCGUGGCCGAAGGAUCCUCACCUCAAGGAGCUGGGCAAGUAUAACCGUUUGCAGUGGCAGGAAGGAAUAGAAGGCUGGACAAUGCUGCUCUUGACCAACUUUUUGGGGUGGACCCGCGAUGAGGUAGAACUUUAUCUGGCGGAGGUGAGGCGUGGGCUUCGCAACUCGAAGAUUCACGCCUAUCAAGAAGUGACGGUCGUCUAUGGGCGAAAACCAGAGUCCAAAGCAUAGCUGGCGUCUCCGAAUACCACCUUUUUUUUUUUUUUUGGAAAUGCUUAGGGGUAUGCAUAGGUUACCGCAGUGUUAAGUCUCUUCAACUGCGUACCCGGCAACCGAAGUGAGCCUGGAAGUCUUGAUUGUGUCUCUCUGCAAGCAGCACCAUUAGCAACAAGGUUAGCGUUGGGAUUCUGUUAAAAAUGGGUCGAAUGGGUCGACGGA
Coccidioides immitis RS is the source of this 1319-nucleotide messenger RNA. RefSeq names its product methyltransferase. The record is from RefSeq and is a predicted model, not a curated record. NCBI's taxonomy places the organism in Eukaryota, Fungi, Ascomycota, Eurotiomycetes, Onygenales, Onygenaceae. The transcript is spliced from 10 exons. Gene Ontology annotation, molecular function: methyltransferase activity. The coding region runs from base 135 to 1112 and encodes 325 amino acids.